CUCCAAGACUUUAACAAUUUUUUAAAAUUAUUUGUUUUAUAUGCAUUGGUGGUUUGCCUGCAUGUGUGUCUGUGUGAGAGUGUCAAAUUCUGGAGCUGCAGACAGUGGUCAGCUACCAUGUGGUGCUGGGAUUUGAACUCUGGUUCUCGGGAAGAACAGUCAGUGCUUUUAACUGCUGAGCCAUCCCUCCAGCCCAGACUUUCCUAAUUUUAACUAAACCUUUUUUCCCCUAGCAUUCCUACCACAGUUGAUUGUUUCUAGGCCUCUCGCUAUAAUUCUGAGGCCAUUCUCUUCCUGUCACAGCUAAAUCUUUACAAAAGCCCCACUGACUAUAGCAGCCAUCCCUGUUGCUGGCCGUGUCAGCUAGGCCUCUUCCUCUGGGGUGCACUGAAACCUUUUCUUCCUGGGGUCUCCGAUGACCCCUUUAAAGUAGGCUCUACAGUUCUAUUUGCUGAGCAGUGCGGAACACAGACCCUUGAGUUUCAAGCGUUCAAUAACAUUUAGAGGAUUGGUUUUCAUCUUGAAGGAAUCUCAGACCCACAGGAAAGUUACAGGUACAACGCAAAGAUGGUUUUGUUUCUUGAACUUUUUGAGUGUGAGUUGCAGAAGUUAUUGUUGAGGUAAUACAUAAACCAUCCCUUCCUGAGCUUAGUCCACGUGAGUCUUCCACAUCAGAUUCCUGUGGAAGUUAGUACAGUUUGGAGCAGAGCCACUUUUGAGUUCCCUCUGAAGAUAGCCUUCAGUGCCCGCUCUCUACCAUCACUCCCUGGCUGGCACCUCCUCCCUGUUGCCUUAAUAUAACAGUGCCUGCAACAGAGCUUGCGGUGUCCUCACACCACCUGUGCUUGGUUCCAUGGGAAGCAUGACAGGUCUGCUGCUCUCCUCAGCUGGACUCCCAGCUCCACGGUGGCAUCACAGCGGCCCAGCCCUUGAAGUGUCCCCAUUCACAGUUCCCAUCCUUACCAGGCCACAGUGAGCUUCCCGUACUUGUCCUUUUCAGACUGUGUUGUGUGCUCAGAAUCCAGGGACUUGCUCAGAAGUCCUCUCAGAGCUGUCACCAGAGUAGCAAGUGCAGUUCUUAGGGCCUCCUGCGUUAGGUCCCCUUAGCCAUCUUCCAGUAUCUUCUACGCUUUCCUCUCAUGUAAACCCUUAUGGAACUGCCCUCUACGAUUGAGUGUAAGGGUCAAGUAGGCCUUGUCUAGAAUAUUUCUCAGGUCAUUCUUUCUGGCAGAGAAACUGCUUUCUGAAUUGAGGUGGGAGGGUGAGAAUCCUUUUCUAGUUUUGUAUGAUACUAUAGAUAAAGUAGCAAAUGGAGCAUCAAAUUAGGCUUCUCUGCCUCCAUCUUAUUUCGCAAAAGUACAUGAUGGCGGGGAUAUGAGGGUGGAAUGUUAAAAGCAUUGAUUAGAGCCCAAUCUAUAGCAGUAGUUACGCUUCCGUCCGCACACCACUGAAAUACCAUUUGUGCAGCGAGCACAGGAGAGAAAGCGCGGGCACAGCCUGACAUUAACGAGAGAGGAGGCGGACAAUAAGUGCAUUGCAGUUGUUGAGUUUCUGUUUUCUUUAUAUCCUUUAUUCUCAAACUGCUGCCUCCCCCUCACCCCGUUCCUUUAAAAAUGUGAUACUUUAGUGCAUUUUAUUCAAAUGCCUCCACUGAGACUUAGAAGCCGUUAUUCUCCCAUAGCAACGAAAGGCAGAGAACUUUGGAAAGACAUGGCUGCUCAUGGUUACUCUCGCUUACACCUAAGCUGUUUCCAACAGCAUAUAACUAAGAAUCAGGUUUUCAUUUCCAAAAGUAAAAAAAAAAAAAAAAAAAAAAAAAAAAAAAAAGAAAGAAAAAGAAACUGCCUUCGUAGCUCUACAAUGUCUUUUAUUCCAUCCAAGUGUUUCUUUGGUAGUUCUAUCAAGAAAAUACAGAAAGGCACUUUGUUCUGAAAAAUUGAAUGAUCCUUUAAUAAUGUUGAAGGAUCUAGGAUAUACCUCUGUAUUACAAUAAACUUUCUUUUCUAUCCUAUUUCAAAGAAAAGCAGGAUUUUCUUUUAAAAUACCUGGAGGCCAACUAUGAAAAGCAUAACAAAAUUUAAACUUUUUGAUGUACAUAAAAGACAGUAUUUUAUCAUAAAAGCAUUUUAAAAUUCAUUAAAGUGGUUUUAAAGUGAUUCUCUGAGAAGCCAGAUCUUUAAAUGCAUUUGAGAAACAAAAUAAUCUAGAUUUAAGAGCAAUCUGCUUUAAAUGCAUCUUAUUCUUCCCAGUAUUUGAACAAUUUGUCCAGAACACAAUCCGUUCGUGUAGGAUUUUUGCCUGUUCAGAUCUAAGUGGGAAUCAGUAGUUUCUUUGUUGGUCACUAUGGAAACGAGUCAGCCUAUCCUGAGAGGCUCUUAGAUCAUACAGAACGAUGCCUGUGUCUCAGUGUAGCUCCUCACCGAGCAAACCAGAGCUGGCUCCUGCCUGCCUCCAGCUCUUGCCCGCCUGGAGCCGGUGCCAUGCAGGCGCAGGACCCAUCCCGCAGGCCCUCGGCUGUGCACUUCCUCACUGCCUUUCUGCAGGGCCGCCGGCACUCCACCUCUGACCCGGUCCUGAGGCUGCAGCAAGCCCGGCGUGGCUCUGGCUCUGCCACCAAGCUGCUGUCCUCAUCUUCCCUCCAGGUGAUGGUGGCUGUGUCUUCUGUCAACCGUACAGACGGGAAUCCCACUUUCCCGGAGAGAAAAAAAAGUUCAGAACGCCCAACACCAAAAUACACAAAGGUGGGAGAGCGUUUGCGGCAUGUCAUCCCUGGACACAUGGCAUGCUCCAUGGCGUGUGGUGGGAGAGCGUGUAAAUAUGAGAACCCAGCCCGCUGGAGUGAGCAGGAACAAGCUAUUAAGGGCGUUUACUCAUCCUGGGUCACUGACAACAUCCUGGCCAUGGCUCGCCCGUCCUCUGAGCUGCUGCAGAAGUAUCGCAUCAUUGAGCAGUUCCUCAGUCAUGGCAUAAAAACAAUAAUCAACCUUCAGCGUCCUGGUGAGCAUGCCAGCUGUGGGAACUCUCUGGAACAAGAAAGUGGUUUCACUUACCUUCCUGAAGCUUUCAUGGAGGCUGGCAUUUAUUUCUACAACUUCGGGUGGAAGGAUUAUGGUGUGGCAUCUCUUACCUCCAUCUUAGACAUGGUAAAGGUGAUGACGUUUGCCUUACAGGAAGGAAAAGUAGCUGUCCACUGCCAUGCAGGGCUGGGGCGAACAGGUGUUUUAAUUGCAUGUUAUUUAGUUUUUGCAACAAGAAUGACUGCUGACCAAGCAAUUAUAUUUGUGAGGGCAAAACGCCCCAAUUCCAUUCAGACCAGAGGACAGCUGCUCUGUGUCCGGGAAUUCACUCAGUUUCUGGCUCCACUCCGUAAUAUUUUCUCUUGCUGUGACCCCAAAGCACAUGCUGUUACCUUAGCCCAGUACCUGAUACGCCAGCGCCAUCUGCUCCAUGGCUAUGAAGCGCGACUUCUGAAGUAUGUGCCAAAGAUCAUCCACCUCGUGUGCAAGCUGCUGCUUGACCUGGCUGAGAACAGGCCAGUAGUGGUGAGGAGCAUGGUAGAAGGACCCGAACUCUCCGCAGAAAUCGAAAAGACUGUGUCUGAGAUGGUCACGAUGCGACUAGAUCAAAAGUUACUGAGGCAGAACAGCGACGUGCCUGACCCGUUCAACCCCACUGCAGUGGAGGCUGAGUUUGAGAACCAGGGUGUGAUUCUUUCCAAUGAGCCCGAGUUUGACCCUCUCUGGAAGAGGAGGAAUGCUGAGUGUCUUCAGCCUCUGACACAUCUGAAAAGGCAGCUCAGCUACAGUGACUCAGAUUUAAAGAGAGUCAAAGCUAUCCUGGAGCAAGGGGAGACGCCUUGGACAGUGCCUGCCGAGGACUUGCAGGACCACAGCCUGCAUCAGAAGCCCACCAGCCCUUGUUACAUCCCGCCGACUCCGGAGCUAGGUUUAGAGAAGGAUGCCUUGGUUCACAGUGCAUUUUCUUUCUGGACUCAGUCAAAGUGUGGAGGCUUGGAAGGAUUCAAUGAUGAUGGAUCACCACUCUUCUAUAAGAAGGACAUUCCAAAGGAAGUGCAGCGGAGCAGGACCUUCUCUGUGGGAGUUUCUUGUUCUGACAAUCCUGGAGAACCAGCGCCACCCAGCUUUGCUAGUCUCCACAAGGAUCCAGAGCAAGUCAUGCACUGUGGGUGUGAAGCUCCUGGUGGUUGCAUUCCAGGCAGCCUUCUCAACUGUGGCUCCAAUCCUAAGGCACAGUUCCCCCCCAGACAGGAAACCCAAGACAGCACAUACCUGUCUGAGGCGAUGCCGUAUGCUGGCCUGCAGUCUGAACUGAGUGCCGACGCAAGGAGAAUACUGGCAGCCAAAGCCUUGGCAAAUGUGAAGGAGUUUGUAGAAAAGGAGGAAGUAAAAAGAAAAGUGGAAAUGUGGCAGAAAGAGCUCAAUUCCCGAGAGGGAGCUUGGGAAAGGAUAUGUGGUGAGAGAGACCCUUUCAUCUUGUGCAGUUUGAUGUGGUCUUGGGUUGAGCAACUGAAAGAGCCUGUAAUCACCAAAGAGGAUGUGGACAUGUUGGUUGACAGACAAGCAGAUGCUGGUGAUGCCCUGUUUUUACUAGAGAAGGGUCAGCACCAGACCAUCUUGUGUGUGCUGCACUGCAUAGUGAGCCUGCAGACGCUUCCUGUGGAAGUGGAGGAUGCUUGCCUUUCACACGCCGUCAAAGCUUUCACCAAGGUUAAUUUUGAUUCUGAAAAUGGACCAAUAGUUUACAACACCCUGAAGAAAAUAUUUAAGCACACAUUGGAAGAAAAGAGAAAAAUGGCAAAAGACAGCCCUAAGCCUGGCCUCUCCUGAAGCCUUCUUCUCUGGACAAGUAUCUGCCUAAGGGUCCAUCCCGCCAAAGGGUGGCACUUCUGUCCCCUCGUGGACGUGGCCUGCCGCACUGGCCUUCCUCGCCACACUCCAUUGUCAACGCUGUGUCUUUUGUGCUGAAAUGGUGGCUCUUUUUUUGGAGUAGUUAUUUAUUUUAAAAUAUCUUUGAGCUGUGUCUUGAAAAAUUGCCAUAAAGUUGGUGCCACUUUUAUUUAUUUACUGAAAUAAUAUUGUUGUGUUUGAAAUUUUAAGUAUGUUAUAUUUGUGUCCUUAUUCUUCUUGACAUUUUGGAGGGAAAAAAACCCAAUUCUUCUAAAACAAUUAUUUUCUUGACAGAACUCUUUCUGGAAUUUUUACCAAAUAGAUUAUUUUAGCAGUAAAACCUCACAAUGUAGCCCCCAAGAUAUAUAUAUAUAUAUAUAUGUAGCCCUCCCUCAGAGAUACGACCCAAGAAAGUCACCAAGUGUCUUAAACGGUUUUAUAUUUGUUAACUAAGAAGGAUAUUAAUACAUUUUAAAGGAGUUUUAAAGACUUUGAGACUUUUUCUUUUUUUACAGAUGUGGCAAAGGCUUUCAAAGUACAUUGUUUUUUUAGCGAUUCAGUUCACUGUAAUAGACUGACUGGAGUGGUUGGAAUUUUAUACUUUGUAGAAAGUAGCCUUACUCUUGUCAGGCCUCCAGACAACCUCUCUCUUGGCUGUCAGGGGAGGGAGCAGCUCAACCCAGAAGCCUUAUUCUGCUUCCCCAGCCUGCUGCUGAGCCAGUUCACUGCUUUACAGAAAAAAAUGGACCAGACGUGGCCAAUGUGGGCAGUUGCCAGGGAGCAGAACUGGCCUUUGUCCUCCCAGGAACUGCACAGAAGGGACAGUAGUGCUGAGUAAAGGCUCCUUGCCGGCCCUGCUCUCUUGGGGGCGGUGUGGUCAUUCUGCACAGGAGGCUUAGAGCUGGAGCAAGUCAGGCAAGGCGCUGUCUGUUCCAGGGUUCCUGGCCUUGUUGCCUGGUCUGCGCCCCCACCCCCACCUCCAGCCCCAAAGCUGCCCUUUCACAAACCCACUCACGGUAGCCUCUCACGCUAGCUGCUUUUUUGAUGUGAGGAUUAUAAUUUUUAAAUUGAAUUCAACCCCAUGUUCCAUUCACCCUAACUGGCUUCAAAUAAGAACAGCCGACUGCUCAAACUUUUCCUUCAGAUUAAACUAUUAGUCAGUAAUUGGGGCCUUAACUUAUUUAAAUUAAAUUAAUGUACAGGAGUAGCAGAACCCAUGCCAUAGUAGUUUUCUUUAGAAAGGUGAUAACUAGACCAAUCCAAACUGAAGAAGUCACUCUGAUCCUCAGAAGUUUAGGAAAGAUGCAACAAAUGAAAUUUCUCUAAUUCAUGCAUUUCUAAAUUGUAGUCUAGUAUAUCAAGAACUCUUUUAAUCGCUAGUCUCACCAACUCUGAUGGCCAAGGGUAAGUGCCAUUUUCUUCACUCUGAAAUUUCUUCCUGGGAAUGAGAUAUAAUAGUUGUUAAGGAGCCGGCUUACCCAGUGUUGAAAUACCUUCUUAAGUGCCUAACGGGAGGCGCUUGCGUUCUGUCUCCUAUGCACACUCCAAAAGCUGAUGUUCAAGGACAAUGCUCGUCUUCAUCUCUAUCAGCCUUGAAUGGGCAAGUGACACCAUGGAACUUUGCCACCCUCCCUCGUCAAAGCCAGCUGUGCCUGUGCAUCUGGAACGCCUGUUUUAAGUUCUAGAACAGUCCCGUGGUGACACCACUUGCAUGUCAGCUCUGCGCAGGUGUUGUAUUUAUCUGAAUAAAAGUUAAAAGAACCAA
Molecule: messenger RNA, 6672 nt
Organism: Meriones unguiculatus (Mongolian gerbil)
Lineage: Eukaryota; Metazoa; Chordata; Mammalia; Rodentia; Muridae
Gene: Ptpdc1
Product: protein tyrosine phosphatase domain containing 1
Exons: 9
Coding region: 2481-4847 (788 amino acids)
Biological process (GO): cilium assembly; protein dephosphorylation
Molecular function (GO): protein tyrosine/serine/threonine phosphatase activity
Source: RefSeq, a predicted model, not a curated record